Molecule: messenger RNA, 1320 nt
Organism: Salvia miltiorrhiza (redroot sage)
Lineage: Eukaryota; Viridiplantae; Streptophyta; Magnoliopsida; Lamiales; Lamiaceae
Product: short-chain dehydrogenase/reductase SDRA-like
Exons: 7
Coding region: 123-884 (253 amino acids)
Molecular function (GO): oxidoreductase activity
Source: RefSeq, a predicted model, not a curated record
UUCUCGGUUCUUACACCAGAAAUGUCACAGUUUCUUGGCUCCAUCUCAUCCUAAAUUUUCGUUUUCUUGAAUUGAAGUUAAUCAGAGCGUUGACUCAGUUGAUACAUACAUAAUUUUUAGGAAUGGAGAAAAUCGGGAAAAGAUUCCAAGAAAAAGUGGCCAUAGUGACGGCUUCCACACAGGGGAUCGGCUUCGGCAUAGCUGAGCGGCUCGGCUUAGAAGGUGCCGCCGUCGUCAUCUCCUCUCGCCGCCAAACAAAUGUUGAUGAAGCAGUGAAAAAGCUUAAAAAUCAAGGAAUUGAAGUGAUGGGUUUGGUGUGCCACGUUUCAAAUGCACAGCAGAGGAAAGAUCUGAUCAAGAACACAAUCCAGAAAUAUGGAAAAUUAGAUGUAGUUGUGUGCAAUGCUGCUGCAAACCCUUCCGUCGAUGGCAUCGUGGAAACUAAAGAAGCAGUCCUUGACAAAUUGUGGGAGAUCAAUGUUAAAGCCUCGAUUCUUCUGCUACAGGAAGCAGCUCCUCACUUGAACAAAGGAUCUUCGAUUGUUUUCGUGUCUUCUAUAGUCGGAUUCCAUCCGCUCAAAGGCUUAGCGAUGUACGGGGUCACCAAAACAGCCCUACUUGGACUCACAAAGGCACUUGCAACUGAGAUGGCACCGGAUACUCGUGUUAACUGCAUUGCUCCUGGUUUCGUUCCAACCUACUUUGCGUCAAUUCUUACCACUGAUGAGCAGGUGAGAAGAAGCCUGGAGGAGAAGACGCUGCUGAAUAGAGUUGGAACUACACAAGAUAUGGCUGCUGCUGCGGCUUAUUUGGCUUCGGACGACGCCUCUUAUGUCACCGGAGAAACAUUGAUAGUGGCUGGGGGAAUGCCUUCCAGACUCUAAGCACGGACUAAAAGAUCGGUACAGAGAUCAUGAUGAUCAGCACACCGAAAUCAGCAUCUAGAAGUGAAAAUGACUUGCUCACAGUACCAGAAGAGAAGUUGAUGUCCUUUCAGCUUAAGUAACCUGAACCUCGGAUCAAAAGCUGAUGCUGACCAUGCUUCACUUCUACCAUGUCAUAUUAAAAGUUUGAAGACAAAGUGAAGACAACACUAUCUAGCGUAUCAGAGGAUAUCAAAUAUUAAGUGCGGAAGAUUUGGCAUUCAAUGAAGAUCUCUCAUUUAUAGUAGAAAGGACAAUAAGGUACGAGGAACAAUGCAAACAUCUACAUCACCCUGUACGGAUCUGCACAUCACCAGAAUGUAUCUCUCAUUUGAUUUCAACGGAAUUAUUUUCAAGCCAACCAUAGAUAUUUGAAGAUGUUUUCUCCAAUAGAACU